CCCAGCUCCCGGAGGAGGUGUCAGGAACUGAGCGGGGCCCGAGUUAAGGAGAUCUGUCACCGUGUAUGUCCCCGUACCGUCCCUUCGGCACGAACCCACAAUUUUUGUGCCUACAAAGGACACUGACCCCCGAAAGCCUCUCCUUCCCCAGCACCCCGACGCGGAGGGUGAUGUCCACGCUGGGAAGCGGGAGGUACCUCAGUCUCCUCAGCGUCCGGCCUGUCGCGCCUCUCGCCUUCCCGCCGCCAUCCCGGGCGCGCUGCGGGACCUCGCCGUCAGGUCUCGGCUGCCCGUUUCCCCUCAGGGCGGGCGAAGGCAGCGGGACGACCUCCUGACUGACAGGGGCGGGAACCGCGGCUGGCCGAGGACCCCGCGGGGCAGGGCCGGGGGGCGUGUGGGGAAGGGGAGGCUCCCCGCUCCCUCAGGGCCGCCCGCCGGCAGCUCUCCCGGGCCCGCACCCCGCGAGAGGGCGCUGGCGGCGGCACGCCGCUUCCCGGGAAGGCUGAAGUUUGAAAAAGUGCCGGUUGCUGGCGGUGCAGCGCGGAGCAAUGGCGGCGGGGACCCCGCAGGGCAGCUGUCUCUUGCAGCUGGGCAAUGGUGUGAACUUAAUGGAUCCCAGCUUCCAGCAAAAACUGGAGUGUGAGAAGGAACUACUUCGCCGCGCUAUACAGAAAGAACUGAAGAUUAAAGAGGGAGCAGAAAACCUGCGCAAAGCAACGGCAGACAGAAAGAAUCUUGUUCAUAUAGACCAUGUGCUGAAAUCUUCCAACCGAAAACUGGAGCAACUGCAUUGGGAACUUCAGGAGCUUAAUGCAAGGAUUGUAAUAACAGACAAAGAGAAGAGUAAGACAGAUGGAUCUGUAUCUCCAGAUCUUUGUCUCUGGGAAAGAAACCCGGACCCCGUGACAAGAAAGGUUGAAGCUCUGAAAAAGCAGCUGCAUGUUGAAAUGAAAGUGAAACAAGGAGCUGAGAACAUGAUCCAAAUGUAUUCAACAUCCAAGGAGCGGAAGCUGCUGGCUACAGCUCAGCAGAUGCUUCAGGACAGCAAGACAAAGAUUGAAAUAAUCCGCAUGCACAUUGUGAAAGUAUCUCAGUCAGCAGGAGGGAUGGAAGAUACAGUGGAUCCAGCAGUGAGAAUGGGGACCACUAUCAGUGCUUUGGAGCUGCGUAUUGAGGAGCUGAGACAUCACCUGCGCAUCGAAGCUGCUGUAGCUGAGGGGGCAAAAAAUGUGCUGAAGAUCCUAGGAGGGAGUCGGGUACAAGAUCGCAAGUUUUUGGCUGAGGCUCAGGGUCGUUUGCAAGAGUCCUCUCAGAAGAUUGACCUGCUGCGCUUGUCCUUGGAACGUCAGCUUAGUGAGCUUUCUCCUGAUCACCCGAAAAGAGCACUCAUCAAGCAGGAACUCAUAAAUACUUCCUCCCUGGGAGCUCAGCAUGGCAGCAUCCAACCCACUUCAGUUAUCAAACCUACAGCCCUUACAGGAACAUUGGAAGUGAGACUGAUGGGGUGUCAGGAUCUAUUGGAAAAUGUUCCAGGACGUUCCCGAAUGACAAGUUCUUCUCCCAUCUGUGGCAGCCCAAGUGAUUUGAGGUCCCUUUCCCGAACACGAGUUGGCCUGGGUAUUCAUGGCCGUAGUGUUGCAGGGAAGUACCUGCGGAAUGAAGAGCCAUGUAAUGAGGUCCUUGCUGUGCUCAAAGUGGACAAUAAAGUUGUUGGCCAAACAAACUGGGGACCAGUUAAUAACCAGGCAUGGGACCAGAGCUUUGUCAUUGAGCUGGACCGGUCUCGUGAGCUAGAAAUUGCAAUUUAUUGGAGAGACUGGAGAGAACUAUGUGCAGUGAAGUUUUUACGCUUGGAUGAUUUCCUUGAUAACGAACGUCAUGGGAUGUGCCUCUCGCUCGAACCCCAAGGAAUGCUUUUUGCAGAGGUGAUGUUCUGUAAUCCUGUUAUUGAGAGAAAGCCAAAACUGCAGCGACAGAAACGCAUUUUCCCCAAACAGAAAGGGAAGGAGUUUCUCCGAGCUCCUCAAAUGAACAUAAAUGUUGCUGCUUGGGGUCGCCUGAUGAUGAGUUUCCUCCCUCCGUGUAGUUCCAUGAGCACUCUGAGUCCCCCACUUCAUGAUCCCAUUCACACAGACUUCUCUCCGGUUUCCCCGCAAAGUCAUGUUGAUUCAAUGUCCAAAUUGAGUAGCGACUUUCCUGCUGCUAAGCUUACAUUUACUGAUGAAGCACCACCCAAGCCUCCACGCCUUUUUCUGAUGGCCAGCUCCAAAGAAUCAACACCAUCACUUGCAGAUUCUCCGUGUCUGAAGAGGCUACAUGUUGAGGAGAAGUCUUGCAGCUCUGCCAUAACAGAAUUUCCAAUCUCAGCAUCUCCGAGGAAAAGGACAGUUCAGCUUGAGGAUUUUCACUGCAUUGCUAUGUUGGGACGUGGCCACUUUGGGAAGGUACUGCUGGCCCAAUACAAGGCAACUGGGAAGCUGUAUGCUAUCAAAGCCUUGAAGAAAAAAGAUAUUAUUAGGAGAGAUGAAAUUGAUAGCUUGAACUGUGAGAAGCGAAUAUUUGAAGUGGUCAAUUCUUCUGAUCAUCCAUUCCUUGUGAACAUGUUUGCAUGUUUCCAGACACCUCAUCAUGCUUGUUUUGUGAUGGAAUAUACUCCGGGUGGUGAUCUUAUGAUGCGCAUACAUGAAGAUGUCUUUCCAGAGCAUAUGGCACAGUUUUAUACAGCCUGUGUAGUCUUGGGGCUCCAGUUCUUGCAUGAGAAGAAAAUUGUUUAUAGGGACCUGAAAUUGGAUAAUCUCCUUUUAGAUGCUGAAGGAUUUGUGAAGAUUGCAGAUUUUGGAUUGUGUAAGGAAGGAAUAGGUUUUGGAGACCGCACAAACACCUUCUGUGGCACCCCUGAAUUUCUGGCUCCAGAAGUCCUGACGGACAUCUCAUACACUCGAGCAGUAGACUGGUGGGGAUUGGGUGUACUCAUUUAUGAGAUGCUUGUUGGUGAGUCACCAUUCCCUGGAGAUGAUGAGGAAGAAGUCUUUGACAGUAUUGUCAACGAUGAAGUCCGGUAUCCAAGAUUCCUUUCGUCUGAGGCACUUUCUAUAAUCCGUAAGCUUCUUCGGAAAUGUCCAGAGCGUAGACUGGGAGCUGGGGAAAAAGAUGCAGAAGAGAUUAAAAUCCAGGCCUUUUUUAAGGAAAUUGAUUGGGAUGCCUUGUUUGCCAGGACUCUGAAGCCCCCUUUCGUGCCCACUUUAAGAGAUCCGACCGACAUCAGCAACUUUGAUGAAGAGUUUACAUCACAAAAGCCAAUCCUUACUCCUCCAGAGGAGGUUGCUCUCCUAACCCGUAAGGAGCAGACUGUCUUCAAGGACUUUGACUUUGUCUCCAGACACCUUUUAGAUGUUUGAUUCCUGUGCUAUAAGAAACAUGAACAGGUGGUUACCACAUUGAGGGAGGGUAGAGAGGACUUGGCAUGGGCAAUGGAAAAGUCAACAGAAUUCAUAGAACUGGUAGUGCUGAUGACCCCAGGAUGAGAGUGUUCUGCAAGCUGAGUUAACCUACUGUGGUUUUUGUCAGCCUCAUUUGUUGGAGGGAUACUAGAUGUCAAUUAUCUUUAAGGAGUAAUUAACAUUUGACUGGAUGCAGCUUCUGCUGCCAUUGAAUAUAGAUGGCAAUUUGGAAUUUAAGCUGGACUUAAUGAAAUCAAAUCAUCUCUGCAACCCAGGUUACUCUUUGCAAAAAACCUAAGUAGCACAGCUUUUUAAAGUUGCAUAGUAGCAUGGGGAAUGGCCGCUUCUCACCUAUUUUCUAGAAAAGAUAUGCAGCAUUCCCUCUUUGUAAUGAUUUUAUGCCCAUUCCCACUCAUAACCGUGUGUAUGCCAGAGAAGGAAUGGAUUUUAACACAACCAAGACAAGGACAUUCGGGUUUGAUAAUGAUCCAAGUGAUCUAUGUUAAGGAAAAGGAGUGUCUUUCUACUUCUUUGAGGAUGCUAAAUCUUAGCUAUUGUUUUUAGUGAUAUAAAAAAGCCACGGCUUUGCAUAUGCUUUUUUUUUUUUUUUUUUUUUUUUAAAUAAAGAUACCUUUCCUUGUAAUGAAGUUUCAGCUUUUCAUCUCCUUUGUGUUAGCUGAAUGUUUCAGAUCAGGGCUAACCAUAUUCUGCUCAACACGCAGGAUUUAAUUUUUAUCUGUAAAUGUCAAUAGUAAUAUUUUCUUCCUUCCUUCCUUCUCACUCAAGUUGUCUAUGUACGUACUGCAUGGUGUCAUCAGCUGUCACGUACAAGUGACUGCAGUCAAAUUGUUUCUCCACAGAUUUUAUCAAUGUUUAUAUCCUGUAUCUUUUUGGGAUAGCUAAAUAAUGACAGUAUUAAUAUUGGAAAAUCAGUAAGUUAAAGGUGAUUUCAUUUGCCUGGUAACAUAUCUUGUAAUUAUACUUGAUAAAAUACAUUUUCUUCUCUUAAAUUCAUAGUGUUAGCUUGUUGGGCAAAAAAAGGAAGGGUAUCUAGAAAUGAAGAAUCACAUUGACAACAAAUAGGGAUGCACAGCUAUUACUCUUUCAGUUUGUCAUCAAUGGAGGUAGACAGAAGUUGAACUAACACAGUUGUGCUAUAUCUGGAGAUAAGGUUCGGGUGCAGCUAGUGAGUCAUCAUUAUUAAAUCAAGGCUGGCCUAAGCGCUUCACAAUUCAGAAAGGUAAGAGCUAUGUUUGUGCAAAACAGAAAUAAUUCACACUGAACCUAAAUUUCCUAUUUUCAGAGCCAAGUAUAACUGCUUCUGAAAAUUCCCACAUACAAAUACCCUUUCAACUUCCUGCUCUGCCUUGCAGUGUAAUGGUCCAUUUAAAGCAGGAUACACAUUUUCCUCACUCGUUUGAAUAGUAAUGGUUGGCUUGCUGUUGGCCCCUGCAGUGCAUUUUGUGAUUUUACAGAGGCCU
Molecule: messenger RNA, 4921 nt
Organism: Harpia harpyja (harpy eagle)
Lineage: Eukaryota; Metazoa; Chordata; Aves; Accipitriformes; Accipitridae
Gene: PKN3
Product: protein kinase N3
Exons: 22
Coding region: 549-3398 (949 amino acids)
Biological process (GO): protein phosphorylation; signal transduction
Molecular function (GO): small GTPase binding; protein serine/threonine kinase activity; ATP binding
Source: RefSeq, a predicted model, not a curated record